AUGCAGUUCUCUACUAUCUUCCUUGCUGCUGUCGCCUGUGCCACUGGCGCCGUUGCAAACCUUCACACUCAAGCUUGGUGCGUCACCAACGGUCUCCAGGACAACGACCCCAAGAACUCCGACGCCACGCAGGCUGCCUGCGCCCAGUACAAGCAACGGCACACCGGAAAUGAGCAAUGGGACAUUUGCCCCGACUGCGAGAUCGGUGUCAAGGACAAGGACGUCCAGGUCUGCAACUCAGCUGCCAAGCACAUUGGCGGUGACGAGUGGGAGGAGUACUGCAUCCAAUUCGGGGCUGAGAAGGGCAAGGCCAACUAA
Molecule: messenger RNA, 318 nt
Organism: Colletotrichum chrysophilum
Lineage: Eukaryota; Fungi; Ascomycota; Sordariomycetes; Glomerellales; Glomerellaceae
Exons: 4
Coding region: 1-318 (105 amino acids)
Source: RefSeq, a predicted model, not a curated record